GGUGCUAGGUGUUAGCCAUGCUUCCCCUGAGCUGCUGCUCCGGUAUUAUAUGGAUAACCAGAUUACCUGAUUCUACGUCCGGUGUCAAGGGUCAAACGUCAACUAGUGAUUGCCAUAGUCGCGCAGAGCUGGCGGAGAUCUUCAUAUUUUCAGGUAAAUAAAGGAGUGCAGAAGUAUGGCCUCCAAUAAGGACGGGGCAGGCCGCCCCACACCUGGCGCCAGUGGAACGUCAGGUAACGCCACGCCGUCCUCCCCCCUGGUGGCCAGACGAGGGCGGGGGGCCCCUCGCAGGCUACCGUCCAUACGCAGUCCCAGGGACCUCACGUUAGGGGGUGUACCUAAGAAAACAUUUACCCCCAACAUUCCAGUUCGAAAGGAGAGGAACAAAAAUGGGGAAUCAUCUACAAGCAAGCCAGAACAGAAGGGCAAGUCAUCAAAAAGGGGAGAGGAGAGGGGGAGAGGCCGUGGGGGGAGGGGUCGAGGUAGGGGGAGGGGCGAUGUCAUCAGGACACACUCCAUCUUUGAGGAUGGUCCAGCUGGGAGACAGGUCCGGAGAGGAGGAGGAGGUGGAGGUGGGUCCUAUGGUCCCUCUGACAUGCCUGCACCUGUGUUCAAGGCUGGGAGUAGAACUGACAUCCCGGAGAACAAGGAAGACACCAAGAAAAUCCUCAAGGCUCUGCAGAGAGAUGACUUUGUCAGUGACAUGGGCUAUAAGGAGACAGAGAAGAGUCUCCUGCCAGUGCAGGUGCCUCUAGUAACAACUGGGUCACUUAUAAAGCACAAGGAAGAGGAGGAGAUGGAGACAGAUGUCAAAACUAACAUCAACGUAAAGUCAGAGCCUGUAGAUGACGUUGAGAUGGAGGAUUUGACUGAACCAAGUGUCUCAACUGCACCUGUCAAAGCAGCGCCUUCCCGGGUUAAAUCUGAAGUGGGACGGGGCAAAAGGGUCACUUGUUCAGAGUUGUUCUGCAGUAAGGCUGGGAACGACGGUGAAAUGCUGUUCUUCCAGUUACCGGACACCCUCCCCAUCCUCCCACCUUCCCGAGAUGAUGAUGUCAGAAGAGAAGUCAAGAAGGAAGAAGAGAAGAUCAAACAAGAAAAGGAAGAGGACAAAGCUGAAGUUGCCUCAGUGCUGCCCAACAUGUCGGAGGGUUACAUCGGAAAGCUGCAGGUCCUGAAGUCAGGCAGGACACGGCUGGUGUUGGGGGACGUCGCUCUCGAUGUCAAUAUGGGAAGUCACUGUUCCUUCCACCAGGAGUUGGUGUCUGUGAGACAUAAUGCUGAGGAACAGACAGGAGACAUGACCAUCUUAGGCCCUGUGAAUCACAGACUAGUCUGCACUCCUGACUUUAACAGUUUACUCAAGCUGAGUUAGCACCUACAUUGUAAACACAUAUAUGUAGUACAUGUAGGUUAUGUCUUUGGAAACCCUGUCUAUAGGAGACUUCUAUACAGGUAGCGUCCUUUUUGUUCAUUUGGCAGAGUUGUCAUUUAUUUACCAUCUAAUCUGAGUUUUUGGAGCAGGAAGAGAUACCCUGUAAAAGAGUUUAAGUGGUUUAAUAUACAUAUACAUCUAAUAGGAAGUAUAGGUUCACAGAUGGCUCAGUACGUUUUAUUGCUUCAAUACUUUGUGAAGAUUCUGAAGCUUCUAACCAGACUGACAAAAAUUGUGACUGUCUUUAAUAAUGUAUGGAUCAAGAAAUGUAAAUAAACAGUUCAUGGAUACCG
Molecule: messenger RNA, 1728 nt
Organism: Branchiostoma floridae (Florida lancelet)
Lineage: Eukaryota; Metazoa; Chordata; Leptocardii; Amphioxiformes; Branchiostomatidae
Product: DNA-directed RNA polymerase III subunit RPC4-like
Exons: 10
Coding region: 176-1375 (399 amino acids)
Biological process (GO): transcription by RNA polymerase III
Cellular component (GO): RNA polymerase III complex
Molecular function (GO): DNA binding
Source: RefSeq, a predicted model, not a curated record